ACACCCCCUGGGGAGGGGAGUGACCGGGACAUAGCUGGUCCAGCUGGAUAUGCUGCGGGAAGCGGCCAUGGCUCAGUUCCCCUGCUCCAUCCCGGAAAAGGUUUCGUUUUGCUCCAUAUAAGGCGCUGGCGGGUCAGAGUGAGGUAAGCAGCGGCUGCUGUCUAACAAAUCCCUCAUUAACUCCUGUCAGAGAUCUCCAGCUAGAAGCAUAAUAUGGGCAAGUCAGCUUCCAAGGAGUUUUCCCGUGAAGUUUUAAAAACUCACAACGAUUAUAGGAAGAAACACGGUGCUCCGGGACUGAAACUUUGCAGCAAACUCUGUAAAGAUGCACAACAAUACGCCGAGUCUCUGGCCAGCACCCGGGUGCUCAAACACAGCCCGGAAUCCAGCCGGGGACAAUGCGGAGAGAACCUCGCCUGGGCAUCGUAUGACCAACCCGGUAAGGAGGUGUCUGAAAGGUGGUAUGGUGAGAUAAAGAAUUACAAUUUUAACUGUCCUGGAUUUUCCUCAGGUACAGGUCACUUUACAGCAAUGAUCUGGAAAAGCAGCAAGAAGCUGGGCAUUGGGAAGGCGUCGGCUUCCGAUGGCUCCACGUUCGUAGUCGCUAGAUAUUUCCCAGCUGGCAACAUCAUGAACCGGGGCUAUUUUGAGGAAAAUGUUCUGCCUCCAAAGAAGUAAAUUUGUAAAAUUUGAACAGGACUGUAGAUUCCAUCAAUGGUAAAGAAUGAAGGACAUUCACCUGUAUCAUUUAUCGCCCAAUGAUUUGAUCCUGCAACAUCUUCAUCGUACACUUCCUCAUAUAAUGCUUAAAAGGACCUGUUGCUGAUGCAUUGUUGUACCUUAUUUAGAAAUUACAAAACAAAUGAACCAUAUGAAAUGGGGCAAAAUGAGAUACCAGCCUGUUGUAUGUCACUCCCUGCUACUGCACAACUCCCAGCUACCAGUACUUUGGAUAAUAAUAACUUAGAGCAGUGGGUGGCAAUAUAGGGCUGGGAUGAAACAUCAUUUUCAUUGAGUACAUCAUCCUUUUGCAGCCUUACCAAGAUCUCAUGCUAUCAUAACUUGCAGGUUACUUUUAGUAAUUCAGCAAGUCAUUUAUUCUUCCGUUCUUGGUCAGUUUGUAGGCCUUUCACUUGAGUAGCUACUACACACAUACUCACCAUAGCCCUGCAUGUUAUUGGGAAUAUCCAACUAUGGGAAAAGUGUAAGGUAUCGCAGCUUAGACAAACCUUGACCUCAGCUACAUCAGCACAUCUUCACCUCCAUCUGGGAGCAGGGACAGUGAUGAGGAAUAGCUGAUUUCUCUGUGGCAAAAUGCAGCAUCUUUGGUGCAAUCUUUCUCCUGUUCUUUCUGAGAUCAGGUUAUUCCAGAGAGGGUCCUCAACCAGGGAUUGCAGGCUGCAGGUAUUAACUGCCCAAUCUGUUGAUCCAAAAAGGAGCAAGCUUGUAUUUAAUUUUUUUUUUCAAAUCAGAUAUGCCCUCGUUGAUUAUAUGGUGUAAGUUGGCUGAACAGAAUAAUCAGACUGUGUUUUCAGAUUUAAGGUAAAUAUAGUAACAAAUCAACAUUCCCACCUUAUCCGUAGUUUGGUUUGAGAAAAUAUUUUUGAUGUUCAUAUUUUUGCCUGCUGUGUUUCCAGUUGACCACUGAUAUUCUCCAGCGAAGUAAACAUAGAACUAAACUGCUAAGACAUCAGCAACAAUAUACUUCAAGAAUGGUCAGGAAGCAGUGGAAUUAAAGUGAACGGUGACCAUCGUAAAAUUUCCUCAUAAGUUUUCCCAUUACCUACUACGAACGGUCUAAAGAGGGAUUCAAUUAAGUGGCUCCAGUUAAUAAGUAACAAAAAUCACUCAACCAGGAAAUGGAAGUUGGAUAGGUAGAGAUGGGACUUGAAACUCUCCUUAUUUUGGUUGGUUGCACAACAUUUAACAAUCAAUUGCAUGAGAGCCUGGGAAUUUGAUUUCUCAAGACCAAAGCAUGUAUAAAAUAUGAUGGGAUCUUAACCAGUAGGAAAGAAAACAAGUUGGGAAAGAAGCAAUUUACAAAGCUCUCUGAUGUUAGGUUUAGGAUCUUACUGCAAACUUUCGGGGAAGGACACUGAUCAAGGAACAAAAAUUCAUUUCGUAUAUCUUUCAUAAAAUAUUCAAUUAAAACCAUUUCAUGAUGGCUGAGAGGUUUGGUUUUGAUGAGCUAUUCAAGCUGCUUUUCCCACUGGCUGCAAUUGCAUUAGCUCUCAUUCCUUUAAAUGUAGGUUCUCCCAUUUAUGUUUUUAUACCACUUUAGGGUGUUUUCAUUGCAAAGGAAAGAAGUGAUCUUGGUAUAAGUGGUUCUACAUUUUAUUUAACACCAUAACCAUUAACAUUUAUCUUUGUGAAACUUGAACGCUGUACACUUUCUUCUAUAAUGGAACAUAUUAACACUCUGGAGACUAAUUUUACAAAGUGCAUAUUCAAGACUGAGACCAAAAAUUUUUGAUUUCUAAGAAUAGGGCUGGAAAGCAGAGCCACCAUGCUGUCAUUGUAUAGCAGAACAGGCUUGAAGGGUUGAAUGGCCAACUCCUCUUAUAUUCUUAUGACUUGCUUAUAAGCUGAAUAUUUGCUAUCACAGCCUUUCUAUAUUUGAACACUGUGUUACAUUUUCAAAAGAAAAAUCAAGACUUUUUCUGUAUUAAAAAUCUUAUGUCUGCACAUACUUCCUGGAUAAAUAGCGUUACUUCCUGCUAUCAGUUUUGCCCAUCACCAAUUCCCUUGUCCACAUUGACAAUGAUGUGGAGGUGCCGGUGUUGGACUGGGCUGGACAAGGUCAGAAAUCACAUGACACCAGGUUACACUGGUUGGAUAUAACCUGGUGUUGUGUGAUUUCUGAACCACCUCUGCAGUGAUAAUUGCUGAUGGAAACAUGUCUCUGUAGUUAUACAUAUCUUUCAGUUGUGGUGCUAUUGAGUUUGAUUUAUGUUUCUCAGCUCCUCUACCUGCAUAGUAAGGAAACUCUCUCGUAAAAGAUUCCCCAUAGCUCCAUGUUGAAAUCUUAUAAGGGCCUGAAUGACCAGAGCUAUGGCAAGAAAUCUGACAGAGUUGUGCCAGAGUUCCAGCAAGGCCUAUCUUGCCAUUGCUGCAUCUUCUAACUACAUUUGGCGUGUCAUGGUGAGAUUCUCACCAUGCAAUGGCAAGUUACUUAUUAAGGGGGAUUAUUGCUUGUUAACAGCCUUAUUAAUUGUACAUCUCAUUAAUAUACAGCUUCCUAUCCGACUACCCAUUGCGAGCAAACUAGACGCUGAAAAUUCUCAACAUGUGGCUUGCCUUGCUGGUCAGCGGUCUUCAGUCUAGGGGUCAGACAUUUUGCAGCGUGCUACGUCAGUCCCACUGUACCAGCAGUUCAUGCAGCAGACACACAGAAUGUCGUCCAACAGGCAGCCAAUCUUUCAAAGUCUUAGUGGAAUAGUCCUCACUGAAGUCCAUGGAGACACCAGUCAGUCAGGGAGCCUGGCAUUGAACGUGAAGGGGAACCUUUAAUAUCAACCAGGAAAUUGGCCACGGUUAGGCAUCUGGUCAGGAUGUUUGUACUCAGGGGUCCAUGGCUCUGGAAACUGGGGAGUGGGUCAUGGUCAGCCUUGUGGUCCCAUAGUGGUCAGCCCACAGGUGGGGUGAAUACACCCACGGCGUUGUACAGGCAAGAGGCAGGGUUCUGGGCACUUCUCAUCCAGGGUUUACCCGGUUAGAACUCUCAACGGGAUUGGCCGCAGUCAGUCUGUCAGCUUUGUUCAGACAAACUAGGGAAAGCAAGGAGCAUUGCCAUCAGAGGGUGACUCAGGAACCUCUUCCUGCCAGGCUUUGGGUUGGGGGGUGGUCGAUGAAGGUUGGACAGAUGACAGGUGUGAAGGGAGGGGGGAGAUAAUUUUUGUGAAGCAGGUUGGGAAUGGGGCUGUGUGGCAGGGAGGAUUUACUCACAGGUAACACGAUGUAGAGCUGGAUGAACACAGCAGGUCAAGCAGCAUCAGAGGAACAGGAAGGCUGAUGUUUCGGGCCUAGACCUUUCUUCAGAAAUGAGGGAGGGGAAGGGGAUUCUGAAAUAAAUAGGGAGAGAGGGGGCAUGGAUUGAAGAUGGAUAGAGGAGAAGAUAGGUGGAGAGGAGACAGACAGGUCAAAAAGCCGAGGGUGGAGCCAGUAAAGGUGAGCGUAGGUGGGGAGUUAGGGAGGGGAUAUGUCAGUCCGGAGAGGAUGGACAGGUCAAGGGAGCGGGAUGAGGCUAGUAGGUAGGAGAUGGGGUGGUGCUUGAGGUCAGAGGAGGGGAUAGGUGGGAGGAAGGACAGGUUAGGGAGGCGGGCACAAGCUGGGCUGGUUUUGGGAUGCGGUUGGGGGAGGGGAAAUUUUGAAGCUUCUGAAAUCCACAUUGAUACCAUUGGGCUGCAGGGUUCCCAAGCGAAAUAUGAGUUGCUGUUCCUGCAGCCUUUGGGUGGCAUCAUUGUGGAACUGCAGGAGGCCCAGGAUGGCCAUGUCGUCUAAGGAAUGGGAGGGAGAGUUGAAAUUGUUCGCGACUGGGAGGUGCAGUUGUUUAUUGCGAACCGAGCGUAGGUGUUCCUCAAAGCGGUCCCCAAGCCUCUGCUUGGUGUCCCCAAUGUAGAGGAAGCCACACCAGGUACAGCGGAUGCAGUAUACCACAUUGGCAGAUGUGCAGGUGAACAUCUGCUUGAUGUGGAAAGUCUUCUCGGGGCCUGGGAUGGGGAUGAGGGAGGAGGUGUGGGGGCAGGUGUAGCACUUCCUGUGGUUGCAGGGAAAAGUGCCGGGUGGGGUUGGAGGGGAGUGUGGAGCAGAUUUAUCCAGUCAGGAACACCCUGACUUGAAGGGGGAAGAAAGUGAUUGCCUACUCCAGCGUCGUCAGCUCAUGCCAGAGGAAAGGUAGGCAAGACAGGGUCAGGUUCAUGUAGAUGGGUUAGGUGGGGGCGUGGAGAGGUAUGAAUCCUCUGGGGCUUAUAUGAAGAGCUACUCAGAAACUCAAACAAACAGAAUAAUCAUAAAACCGAUAACAUUUAUGCAAAUAUGCCACCAAGGUUUGCUCAAACAGACUUUUUCUUUGCCUUUCACAACAUCUCAGUGCAGUCUCGCGGCCUGCAGCUAGAGGGGAGGGAACCUGUGUGGCAGUGGGAUCUGUUCAUCUUGGUUGCCCCCAGGAGCACGUGUGCCUACCUGGCCCUCACAUGCCAUGCGUUGUCUUGUCAGAGGCAAAGGGGAUGCUCUGUGGUCAGUGAAGCGGGGGCUGGUGCGGCCAGGGAUGUGAGGGACCUGGACACCUCUAACCUGAGUGGGUCUGUGUGUGGUUUCUCCUCCAGCUGGGUAUCCCCUGGCACUGCCCUGUCUCCUUGUGUGUAAGGAGCUCUCAACACCAUAACCACGGCCCCCUCCAUCACCAUGCCUGUUGUCCUGAGAACCAGUGGCUGGGGCAAUGAUGUGUAGGCCUGUGCGUGUAUCUAGCAGCCGGACCCAGCUCUCCAUGGCAACCAGCAACUUGCUCACGAGGCAGCAGUGUCGCUACAAUGUAGUUACAUUUCUGUAACCUCUGGGCAAUGAGGGCCAUCACCUCCUACAUCCCUGUCUGCCACUUCUCUUCCUCUCUCAGCACAUGGACAAAGCCCCAGACUGCCAACGCCACUGGGCCCUCUCCUGCACGGGCCUGAGCAGAUGCCCUGGUAUCGAGCUGCAUCCUGCAUGUCUGCAACUUGGGGCAUGUCUCCCCUCUGUCAGUCCCAGUGGGGUGCUGUCUCGAUUAUGCUCCCGAACUUCCUCAGGCUGACAUUGCUCCUGAGGUGGUGGGAGUGCAGCAGGCAAUCUGGCUGAUGAUUCCUGUGAGGCAGUGGAAUUCUUAGCCUCCAGAGGACCAGAGGAAGCUGUUCCUCCACUGACGUCAUGAUCAACCCAUUGACAACUGCCAGGCAGCAGAGAGAAAGAGAGAGAGGGAUUGCAGCUGACAGCUAGAGGUGUUGUGCAUAGAAUGACGCUGACAGUAGGGUACUCUGAGAGUUGCAGUGGAAUGAAGAGUGACACCUACUCAGUUAAUGGAUACAUGGAUGUCUCAGCACCCCGACAGGAGCAGUCCUGGUCUUUCCCUGCAUGGGUGAGGAGCCUGAUAUCAGGUAUCCCUCCACCUGCACAGGCACGGCCCGCCCUAUUGUGGACUGUCUCCUCCUGGAAUGAGGGAAAGGGAGAGAUUGAGUGAGUCGGAAGUGGAUGGCUCAGUUGUCAGUGCUGGUGGAGGUGCUGUGAAGUUGCUGAUGUGUUCCAAGUGAGUCGGCAGUGCAGAGGGCAGGCAGAGUUCGUGAUGUGGGAUGCUGGGGGGUUGGGAUUUGAGAAUGGGAGCGAGUGGGUGAAAAUGAAGGCAGUAGUGAGAAUGGCAGUGCAUGAACCACAGUGUGAGGUGGGUACAGUAGCUGUGAGAGAGAGAGGGUGUGAGGUACCAGAGAGAGAAGUGUGGCACUUAGCCUGAUGGAGAAGAGGAGGGCGUCAACCUUCUGGCAGCACCUAAUGCCUGAUGUGAUGUAACUGAAGCUCAGAAUUUGCUUUUCAAAUUAAGAUAGCAGGGUGAUUAUUUGAAUUGUACACCAGAAAUUUACUCAUUAACAGAAAACAUCAUACUAAUUACUCAUUAAGCAAAAUGUCCAUCGUACAAGGCAUAACAAUUGAUUCAAGAUAUUUUAUCCUGAGCUCUGACUUUCAGCCUGAAGAAGAAUAAAUUCUAAUUAACAUGAAAUUAUAUUUGCCCAACAAUUAUUUUUGUGCUAAGGCCAAACUUUAAUAUGCGUAAAAAAGACAUACAUGAAAGUCUAGAGAGUUCAUGCUGAUUUCUGUUUCCCUGCUGUGAUAUUCCCUCACUGAAGAGCAAUUAAACUCAAAGACUUACUAAAUAGAACCCUUUAACCCUUUAACAGCUGAACAUUGUUAUGUCUCAGACUAGUGCAGGAGACUAAAUAAUCAAUCAAAAAUUGCAUGUUCUCUUUAAUCUGUCAAUGGCUACAUAGCUUAAGAAGCUCACUCAGGUAAUGUUUGUUCUGUGUAAAGCUAAAAGUGAUCCUUCCUGCUCAACAAUAAGUGAAAUUUGAGCCUCAGUCUGCAGUUUUAAUAAAACCCCCAGGCUGUACAUUGAUUCUGUAGUUAAAUGAUUUAUACAGUGGGUGUGGAUUGAGGAGCAGCCAAAUGGCUCCAGUAUUUACUGCCAGUUCAAGGCUGCAUUAGAUAUUUUACUUUGGAAUUUUUCAGUUGGCUUUUUCUUUGGUCUAUGGAGAUCACACUUAGGUGAUCACUCAGGUGAACAUCUGUCUGAUAUGGAAGGUUUGUUUGGAGCCUGGGAUGGAGGUGAUGGGGGAGGUUGUAGGGGCAGGUGUAGCACUUCCUGUGGUUGCUGGAAAAGGUGCCAGAGCUUGUGAGGAGUGUGGAGCCUUCCACAUCAGACAGAGGUUCACCUGCACAUCCAUCAAUGUGGUCAAUUGUAUCCGCUGCUCCCAAUGUGGCCUCCACUACAUCAGUGAGACCAAGCAGAGGCUUGGAGACUGCUUUGUAGAGCACCUGUGCUCGGUUCACGAUUGACGACAACACCUUCCAGUCGCGAACCAUUUCAACUCCCCCUCCCGCUCCAUGGGUGACAUAUCCAUCCUGGGCCUCCUCCCAGUGUCACAAUGACACCACCCAGAAACUGGAGGAGCAGCACCUCAUAUUCCACCUUGGGAACCAACAGUCCAAUGGUCUCAAUGUGGACUUUCCUGGCUACAAAAUCUCUCCACCUCCAGCCUCAUCCGAUGACCAACCCUCCCUCUCACCCCUGUCUCCUUCACCUGUUCAUCCUCUCUCCCACCUAUCCGUCCCUCCUACCUCACUGACCAAUCCCCACCACUACCUACCUGCACUCACCUAUUAACAUCCCACCUACCUUCCCCAGCCCCACCCCUGCCCUCUAUUUAUUUCAGAGCCUUUACCCCCUCCCCCAUUUCUGAAGAAGGGUCCUGACCCGCAAUGUCUGCUUUCCUGCCCCUCUGCUGCUGCCGGGCCUGCUGUGUUAUCUCUAACUCCAACAUCGGCAGUUCUUACUAUUUCUUUAGCCAAAGAACUGUAGCCCUACUUAUCUAAAAGGCUGUGAACACUGUAAACACCACCUCCUGUGACACAGAGAAAGCACAUUAAUAAAGAGGAAUCUGAUGUCAAUUGCACGAGAGGAAAAGCAGCAGACAUUUUGAAAGAUAAUACAGUCACUUGUGUUGUGUUUUAUGGAUUGGAUCUGUUUACAUUUCCAAUCAAAUUUAUGAUGAACAGCAGUGGAGUGAGUGUAGUGAAGAAGCAGCAGCCAUUGGAGACCUACUGCACAAACACUGCCAGAAAGGGGAAGCUCUGUCUUGUCAGACCUCAGUCUCCAUGGCCCAGCCAAGCCUUCACCUCCCCCUUCACAUCCAGCUUGGCAACAGGGCACAUACACAAGAGCACACUUCCUGCAGCCUAUUGUAACUAGCUGGUUUCAUAGGCCGUGUCUGCACACGUGCAGGAGCCAUUUUAACUUCAUGGAUAACUGCUCUAUAUCUGACACAAAAAACAGAAAAUGUUGGAACAAAACUCCAGCAUGUUAGGGCUCGUUCACUUUCCAAUACUGCUGUUUAACUAGACAUUGUAAUGAAAUUGAAACCUAUAAAUGUAAGUACAGGAAUCAUGGUAUUAACAUAAAAGUGGAAUGUGCUGUUUCAACUUUACACAGCCUUCCAGGCCAACUUUACCUAGAGGGUGCACUAGACUUUGAUUGCCGUCUACAAUCCGCACGAGGACUAGUCAAUAUGACAAAUGUGACAUUUAUGUACAUUUGAUUGUGAAAAUCUCCAGUGUUGUGCAACUGAAGCUCAUAAAUUGCUUUUCCAAUCAAUGUGGCAAGGUGAUUAUUUGAAAUGUACCAGGAAUUUACUCAUUAACAGAAUAUGACUUCAAAAUGCCUUUAGCAUACAGCAUUAAAAAAUCGAUUCAAGAUAUUUUAUCCUGAUGUUCUCCCUUUCAGCCUGAAGAACAAUAAAUUCUAAUUAAUAUGAAAUUAUAUUUGCCCAACAAUUAUUCUUGUGCCAAGGCCAAACUUUAAUAUGUGUAUAAAGUAUUUGUAGAUAAACAUGAAGACAAAGUCUCUUCAUGCUGAUUCCCCUUUCCCUGCUGUGAUAUUCCCUCACUGAAGAGCAAUUAAACUCCGAGACCUACCAAAUAAUACCCUUUGACCCUUUAACAGCUGACUUCUGUUGCGAUCUGUGCCUCAGACUUUAAUCUGUCAAUGGCUGCAUAUCUAAAGAAGCUCACUCAGGUGAAAUAUAUUGCUUUAUCUUGUAAAGCUAAAUAUGAUCCUUCCUGCUCAACAGUAAGAGUAAUUUAAGCCUCAGUCUGCUGUUUGAAUACAACCCCAAGGCUAUGCAUUGAUUCUGCAUUCUACUUUCAUCAUUGGGUGACUGUCUGUGUGGAGUUUGCAAAUUCUCCCGGUGUCUGCGUGGGUUUCCUCCGGGUGCUCCAGUUUCCUCCCACAGUCCAAAGAUGUGCAGGCUAGUGGAUUGGCCAUGCUAAGUUAUACAUGGUGUUCAGGGAUGUGUAGCUAAGGUGGGUUAUAGUGGGGUGGGAUGCUCCAGGUGUCAAUGUGAACUUGUUGGGCCAAAGGGCUUGUUUCCACACUGAAGGGAUUCUAUGAUCUCUGAUUUAUAAUUUAUACAGUGCAUGUGGACUCACCAGUUCAAGCCAGUAAUAGAUACUCUGAUUUGGAAUUUUUCAUUGACUAUUUAGUCUCCCAAUGCAAUACAAAUUACACAUUUCUUGACAUUAUGAGGUUUUAAUGCUUUGAAUUGCUUUUUGCCUCCUCUUUCCAUGUGAUUUUAUGUAGAGGUUCUGUUCAAUGCAGCAUUAAAGAAAUCUGUUUCUAAAGUUUA
This is a messenger RNA of Stegostoma tigrinum, 9917 nucleotides long. RefSeq names its product GLI pathogenesis-related 2, like (gene glipr2l). The transcript has 5 exons. NCBI's taxonomy places the organism in Eukaryota, Metazoa, Chordata, Chondrichthyes, Orectolobiformes, Stegostomatidae. Gene Ontology annotation, cellular component: extracellular region. The record is from RefSeq and is a predicted model, not a curated record. Bases 214 to 678 code for a protein of 154 amino acids.